AUGUUCAGAAAUUCACUGGUAUAUUUGUUCCCUAAUAAUUAUUUACAUGUCCUCUUGAACGAUAUGGUCCAGCUCACAACCACAGUCAGCCUGUUUGUCAUCAGUUAUGUUUUCUAUAAAAUUAAUGUUUCUGUUUGUUGUUUCAUUGUUACCUUUGCUGUUCUCACCUCUUUAAACACCCCAUUAAAUUUAGCUGUGAUGUCUAUAGAGCGCUACAUCGCUGUGUGCUUCCCUCUGAGACACGCUGAGCUCUGCACCGUCAGACGAACUUAUAUUCUGAUUGUCUGGAUUUGGGUUUUGAGUUCUGUGUUAGUUAUACCUGAUAUAUUUCUCAUUGUAGCUACAGAACCUGCAUGGCUGUUUUAUUCCACAGUAUUUUGUGACAGAGAUACUAUAUUCCGACACCCAGUCAGUAUAAAAAAGAGGGAUGUUUCUAACAUAGUUUUAUUAACUGCAGUUUGGCUCACUCUCUUCUGUACCUAUAUAAAGAUUUUCUUUGUUGCUAAAGCAGCUAAUUCAGCUGAUGGAAAAGCUAAAAAGGCCAGAAACACCAUCCUGCUUCAUGGCUUUCAGCUCCUCUUAUGUAUGCUGACAUAUGUGUACCCUAUGUUCAGAAAUUCACUGGUAUAUUUGUUCCCUAAUAAUUAUUUACAUGUCCUCUUUGUUUGGUACAUCAUCAUCCAGAUUCUCCCCAGGUUUGUCAGUCCCAUUGUHUACGGACUACGAGACAAUGUCUUUAAACAGCAUUUAAGAAAACAUUUGCUCUGUGUUAUGAAAACAGGAAAUGAACCACAGCUUUCAGUGAAACUUGUAAUGUUUUUUAGAAUUGAACCUACACAAAAAAUUGUUGGGAAGAAAUAG
Austrofundulus limnaeus is the source of this 861-nucleotide messenger RNA. Its product is annotated as olfactory receptor 6K3-like. Gene Ontology annotation, molecular function: G protein-coupled receptor activity; odorant binding; olfactory receptor activity. NCBI's taxonomy places the organism in Eukaryota, Metazoa, Chordata, Actinopteri, Cyprinodontiformes, Rivulidae. The transcript is spliced from 2 exons. The coding region runs from base 1 to 861 and encodes 286 amino acids. Gene Ontology annotation, biological process: detection of chemical stimulus involved in sensory perception of smell; G protein-coupled receptor signaling pathway. The record is from RefSeq and is a predicted model, not a curated record. Gene Ontology annotation, cellular component: membrane.